CGACCUGAGCAACAACCAGCUGAGCGGCUCUCUGCCUGAAGGCCUUGGGAGAAUCUCCCUCCUCUCCCACCUUGACAUCAGUGACAACUUGUUGAAUGGCACUCUGCUUCACGAAUUGGACCAACUCACUGCCCUUACAAGCCUCAAUCUGGCCAGCAACGCCAUCAACGGCUCCAUCCCUGAAUCUCUGGGAAACCUCACCAACCUCGUCUCUCUCAACUUCACAAUGAAUCUGCUCAAUGGAUCCAUUCCAUCGUCCUUUGGUGAAUUCGCCCACCUCCUCUAUUUUGACGUCAGCUACAAUGGCCUCAACGGGUCGCUGCCAGACUCCUUCAGCCGACUUUCCGCGCUCAAGAACCUGCAAGUCGCCAACAACCAGCUGAACCAGACACUCCCUGCCAGUUUGAGCAAUCUCAUCAGUCUCACCAACCUCAACAUCUCCAUCAACUUCAUUAACGGCACUUUCCCUGCUGCCAUUAGCUCCCUCACCAACCUUGUUGCUCUAGAUGUUCACUUCAACAGCAUUAACUGCUCGUUCCCAUCUCACAUCAGCACUCUCACCAAGCUCACAUGGCUUGACAUGAGCGACAACAAAUUCUGGGGUCCCAUUGGAGAGUCCAUCGGCACACUCACUAACCUUGAGUUCAUGAGUGUGGCGUGGAGCCCGUACCCUGAUGCCGCCACAGCCAUCAAUGGUUCCAUCCCCUCCAGCAUUGGCAACCUCCUCAACCUCAGAUACCUGAACCUGGGUGGCAAUAAAAUCAAUGGCAGCAUUCCCGAGACCAUCACUAAGCUGAAGAAGCUCGAACUCUUCUCUGUGGCGUUCAACAAGAUGAAUUCAGAUUUACCAGACUUCCUGUCCGAGCUCACAGCACUCACAGACAUGGCUUUCCGUAGCAAUGCACUCACAGGUUCCAUCCCCACCAGCUUCGGCACUCUCUCCAACCUGCAGCGAAUGGAGCUGAGUUACAACCAGCUCAACGGCAGUGUGCCGGUCUCCUUGGCGAACCUGCACAACCUCACAGAGCUGUGGCUGCGAGACAACCAGCUCAACGGCACCAUCCCCACCUUACUCGGAAAGCUCACCAACCUCGUUGCCCUGGAUCUGAAGAACAACGACAUGAACGGCACCAUCCCUGCCUCCCUCUUCAACCUCACGAGGCUCACCAAACUUGACUUAAACUCCAAUGGCUUCACAGGCCCACUGGCCUCUGGCAUUGGGAGGCUCAUCAACCUUCGUUUUCUCGAUAUGAGCAGCUGCCAGCUCGCAGGGUCUCUCCCAGCCACCAUCGGAAGGCUCACCAAUCUGACAGAAAUGUGGCUGGCAGACAACUAUUUCAACGGCUCCGUGCCCGAUUCUUGGAGCUCCCUCACACAGCUGCGCGCACUUGGCAUCGCGGACAAUGCUCUCUCCGGCACUGUCCCAGCAGCAUUCCUCAAACUCAAGAGCCUCAAUCAGCUGCACUUCUGCAACAACUUCUUCCAUGGAUCCCUCCCGACAGGGCUCUUUCAACUCACCAAUCUCACUGAUCUAAACUUUGGCAAUACAUCCUUGUCGGGACCGAUACCUUCGGAAAUCAGCAGUCUUGUGCAGCUGGUGAUGAC
Messenger RNA from Closterium sp. NIES-65, 1605 nucleotides. The record is from the annotation of a GenBank genome assembly. NCBI's taxonomy places the organism in Eukaryota, Viridiplantae, Streptophyta, Zygnematophyceae, Desmidiales, Closteriaceae.